ACCUGCUCCGAUUAAACCCUAAUUUACUAAUCUACAAAGGAAAUGUUUACUUGCAAUUUCUGUGGCAAUUUGGCUAAAACAUUAAGACUUUAUUUACUUCAUUGUAAGCUACAUCGAAAUGAGCCGCGAUGUUUAUUUAAAUGCGCUGCUGCUGGUUGCAAAGACACGUUCUUGCGUUAUGAAGCGUUGAAGGCUCAUUUUUAUCGGAAACACAACACCUCUGGUCCUAGUAGCGUCGGAACGGUUGUUACCGACUUUAAAUGCUCGUUGGCAUUGUGUGACCACCAGUGUCAAACUACUAAGGCUCUAAUAGCUCACUUGAAGCAUCAUAUUGUGGAAGGGCGUGUUGUGAAUUGUCCUUUCAGAGGAUGCAAAAAAGUUUUUCAUGUGAAGUCCUCGUUUACUGCCCACAUUUCCCGGAAACACAGAGAUCUUGCAGAUAAUAUCCAUGACUCAUACAAAUGUUCUGGUUCUCAGUCAUUAUCUGUUCACAAUGAUCCAGAUAACAUCGAGUCGCAAGGAAAUGAGAUUAUUUUACAGACAGCUCCAAAUGAAAGUGAUAAUGAUAUUACUGAGGAUUUCAGUGAUCUUUUUUUUAGAAAUGUCUCUCUAUUUUACUUGAAAUUGCAAGGGCAGUUUCUAUUACCAGCUUCAACCAUCCAGAAUAUUGUUGAGGAGAUACAAAAUAUACACGAGUUGGGCCAGACAUACUGUUUGAGCAAACUUUGGUCACUGCUAAAAAAUGAGACACCAUUAUCAGAUGAAGACAUCACCAACAUUUGUGAGUCUGUCAAGGGAUCUGAUCUAUUCUCUAUAUGCCAUACUGGGCCGAUGAGGACAGCACACUCAAGAGUGCAAACCUUCAAAAAAAACUUCAACUAUGUUGAGCCUAAGAAAAUAUUUUUAGGAAGAGAUGAAAACAGAACAGAUAGGUUUGCCUACUAUGUUCCUCUGAGGAAGACUUUGAAAUGUUUGUUGGAGUCUGAUCUGUGGAAGAAAUCAAGGCAGCACACGUCUGAGUCUCCUUCAGACAUUUUAAGUGACAUUAAUGAUGGUCAGAUAUACAAAUUCAACAACUUUUUUGUGGAGAAUCCAUCAUGUCUCAAGCUAAUACUGUACCAAGAUGCAUUUGAAGUGGUUAAUCCUUUAGGCUCAGCAAAGACGAGACAUAAGAUAUUAGCCGUGUAUGUGUCUGUUGCCAACUUGCCACUUCAUGUACGGUCUGACACAGACCACAUGUCACUGGUUUUAUUGUGCAAGGAAAAAGAUUUCAAGGAAUUUGGGCAUUCUAAAGUUCUUUCUGAGUUACUAGAAGACCUGAGGCUGUUGGAGGAAAAUGGGAUUGUAAUGGUUGAUGAAACGGUAGUUAAAGGAACUGUAUUUUGCAUUGCUGGAGAUAAUCUAGGCUCACAUUGCAUUGGGUGAGGACCCAAAUGUGUGUGGACCACUCCGCACUAUUGAGAGGUACAACUCUGCUCUUGAUGAACUCCAGACAGCUGAGGAACCGGACGUAGAAGGUGUAAAG
Xiphophorus maculatus (southern platyfish) is the source of this 1525-nucleotide messenger RNA. RefSeq lists its product as uncharacterized. Bases 43 to 1425 code for a protein of 460 amino acids. The transcript has 2 exons. Lineage: Eukaryota; Metazoa; Chordata; Actinopteri; Cyprinodontiformes; Poeciliidae. The record is from RefSeq and is a predicted model, not a curated record.